Molecule: messenger RNA, 5508 nt
Organism: Malurus melanocephalus (red-backed fairy wren)
Lineage: Eukaryota; Metazoa; Chordata; Aves; Passeriformes; Maluridae
Gene: RCC1L
Product: RCC1 like
Exons: 12
Source: RefSeq, a predicted model, not a curated record
AUGGCUGAAUUUGGUGCCAACACAGCCAGCCCUGUCAUCACUAUGCCAGAUGGGGCUGGGUUUGGGUAUGAUCUCGGCCUGGCCGCGGGUCUGGGUGAAUGUGGAGCCCCUCAGGCGCGGGGGCGCGGCCCCUUUAAGAGCAGCCGCUGCGGGCGGGGCGCAUGCGCACAGGGGCGGUGACGCUGCGCGGGCCCGCGCGUGCCRGGGAGCCAAGAUGGCGGCGGCCUGAGGGGAGCCAUGGCGGGGCUGGUGCGGCGGCUGCUCCGCAGGGGCCUGGCCGUGGUGGCCGAGCCGCCGAGCACCCGCCAGCUGCGGGAGGCCGAGGAGGCCGCCCCGGUGUUCCAGUAUGCGGGGAAGGCGGCCGGGCGCAAGGACCGCGUGUUCGUGUGGGGUUUCAGCUACUCGGGUGCUCUGGGCGUCCCCAGCUUUGUGAGGCCGGACGCGGGCUGGAAGAAACCGCGGCGCAUCCAACCCACGCCGUACCGCCUGGAGACGGAGGAGAAGAUAUCAUCUGCUGCUUGCGGUUAUGGAUUCACACUGCUGGCUUCUAAUACCAGAGACAUCACCAAAGUGUGGGGAAUGGGGCUCAACAAGGAUUCCCAGCUUGGAUUCCAAAGAAGCAGAAGAGAUCAAACYAAGGGCUAUGAAUAUGUCUUGGAACCAUCUCCAAUUCCAUUACCACUGGACAAGCCGCAGCAAACUAGAGUCUUGCAAGUGUCCUGUGGGAGAGCUCAUUCCCUGAUCCUGACAGAUAGUGAAGGAGUUUUCACAAUGGGAAACAAUUCUUAUGGACAGUGUGGCCGGAAGGUUGUUGAAGAUGAAAUUUACAGUGAAAGCCAUCUCAUUCAUCAGCUGAAGGAAUUUGACAGCAGAGUUGUCCAGGUUGUGUGUGGGCAGGACCACAGUCUGUUCAGAACCGAGAAAGGUACCGUCUAUGCAUGUGGAUGGGGAGCUGAUGGWCAAACAGGUCUUGGACACUACAACAUCACCAGUGUUCCUACUAAGCURCAUGGUGACAUUGCUGGAGUAAACAUUAUCCAGGUCUCUUCCUAUGGGGACUGUUGUCUGGCUGUUUCAGAUGAAGGAGAUGUSUUUGGUUGGGGAAAUUCAGAAUACUUGCAGUUGGCAUCUGUCACAGAAACCACACAGGUGAAUGUUCCCAGGCAUUUGCCAUUCAAGAUUGGAAAAGUAAAGGAGGCUGCCUGUGGAGGGACUGGCAAUGUUGUUCUAACAGAAGAAGGAAAUGUUUUUGUCUGGGGAUACGGAAUUCUUGGGAAAGGACCAAACCUAAUAGAGACAGCAGUGCCAGAGAUGAUCCCACCCAGACUUUUUGGCUGGUCAGACUUCAGUCCGGAUAUCCGUGUUGCUCAUGUUCGCUGUGGACUCAGCCAAUUUGCAGCACUUACGAACAGAGGAGAACUGUUUGUAUGGGGGAAGAAUCUAAGAGGGUGCCUGGGAACUGGAAGAAUGGAAGACCAGUAUUUCCCAUGGAGAGUAACUGUACCCGGUGAAGUGGUGGAUGUAGCAUGUGGAGUUGAUCAUAUGGUAAGCAUGGUCAAGUCUUUUACUUAGGAAGCAAGUAAAAGUAAAGGGCUGCUGGCCCUGAKCAUUGUACCAGGGCGAUGCAGGGACUUGCUGACAAGCUUCUUGGAAAGGAAGACUCAUUCUAUGAAACCAAAUGACUGUGAGCAGAGACAGCCAUAGCAGUGUCUGGAUGUGUUGUCCUCUCUGCAUCAUUGAAAUGCUCUGGCCUGGCUGCAGGAAGGAAGAACAUUCCCCGAGGAGUGUGGAAAUGCAAGGACUGCUCCAGCUUGUUUGUGAUGAGCUCCCAGAGAAUCAGAGGCCCAGCCCCAAGCCGGUGAGCUGCUCUAUGCCUGAAAAUGAAGAGCAUUUCCCUCAAGGAAGACUGGCAUGGGAUGAAAUCUGCAGCACGGGACACUGAUAUAUGGACAUUUCCUGUCAUCAGCUCUGGAGUGUCAGUGUUGGGCAGAGCCAAACUUUUGCUCAAGGGAAAAGGUGGGGGUUAUUUUGUGCWACUUUUUUAUGUGGAAUAGAGGUCAUGCUGGCUGUUGAAGCCCAGCACAGCUGUCUUGGGUGGCUGCUCCCAGCUGCACUGUGCCCAGGCUGUUUUCCUGURUAGAAACAGGAUGCACAGGGGCAUGCACAGCCCUGGCCUGGAGGCAGUGAUGUGUCUGUGGGCUGUURAAGGCUUUCUGUGUUAAUGCUAAAGACAGUAUGGCCAGAGGAACACAUUCGAAGAGUGAGAACAUAUUUGCAGGGCUAAGUACUAUUAGAUAAGACAGCAGGCUCUCUGUGCUGCAGAAGGACAGAUGAAUGGUGACAGAAGCCCAUCUAUCAGGGAGGCUGGAAACAAAGCCCYUGAUCAGCUACCAGCAAAAUCAGUGCUUAGGCAUGGAUAUAGGCAGUACUCACUGCCCCUCAGGUAUCUUUGUUUCCUUGUGUUGAUCACACAUCAGUGCCUUUGAUUUUUUUGGGGAUUCCCUACACUCGUUCUAUUUUCAGAGGUAAGGUGGCUCUCAGUUGCAAUUAGCUCGGCUUUUCAGGAUUGCCUAGCAGGGAAGGGAAUCUKAAUGGGUAAGAAGAAGAGCUUCAUUCUUUGGUACCUUCUUAACAGUCAGCUGAUAGAGAUGGGCUGCAACAGCUCUGUGUAUCUGUAGCAGGUACUUACCCAAUCUCACACCCAGGUGUGGGAAACUGUCUCCUGUGAAGCACACCAAAUAUCAAGUAGAAUUGUGUUUUUUCUCUCCAUGUGAUACUUCUACUAUGCAAACUACUGUCGUGAAAUCCGAGCUAGUAGAUUUCCACUAAAGUGAUUAUAAAAUCUUUAUCAUUAGUAACAGAAAUAUUCUUGAGCAUGAUCUUUUGUGCAUUGAUUGGUUCUGCAUUUAAGCUGCACCAUUUUGGUUCACAAUUAUGUGACAGGAAACCACUUCUGUCAGCUGAGCCACCUCCAUACCUGCAGGACUGAUAGUGUUGUAGUCAGGCAUUGCAGCCAUGGCCUAGGGUACACCACGUACAUUUUGGCUUCAUUAGAUGCAAUUCUAUGGCAAAACGUGGUGUGUAAACUUUACCUUGAUUAAGUAAGUUUUGAAGGGCUUUGCAUAAAAUAUAGGAAAAUUGAACCAAAGUACAUAGAUAUAGAGACACAUGUCUGAGUUGUUAUUGACAUUCCUGUGUAACAGGUGUUGCUGAGUGAGUUGAGGCAGAACAGAAAGCAGUCUGUGAAACUGGCAGUCCUUCACUGCUCUGAACUCSCAUUUGGUUGGCUUUAAUUUAUACCUGAUUCUACAUGUGACUUGGGCAACUUGUGAUGUGCAAGCAAUGUCUUGUUGGCCUCAUGGGAGCUGCCAUGCCCUUUCAACUUGAGGAGGCUUAUUAAACCAUUGAAAACAACACAAAAACUCUGAUAAAAAGGUGUCACAAACAAUGCCCUUCAUGGAUGUUGCUGUUGAGGUGGACUGGGCUCUCAGCUGCUCAUUACCAUUCCCUGUUUCCCAUUCCCAGCAUUGGGAAACAGCUGUGUUUUCUGAAGAACUGGGUUGAGUUCUUUGUGUUGCAUUCUUGCUGUACAAUAAAUUGCAAAGUCUAUGAGUUAAUAAGAUGCCAGUGAGGUCUUUAGUCCUAAAUAGAAGAGUUAUAUGGCUUAAUGCAGUGGGGGUGUUUGUGCCUUCAUUACUGUGGCUGCCAUAGCAUUCUCAGACAUAACUUGUUGGGAACAAGGUUAGUGGCAGUGAAGGCAGUCUGGCAAGCACCAGCACUUACACAUGUUUUGGUUACAGUGUGGGGGAAGCAUUUUGACCUUGGGCAGGUGCCCCCCAACCUGCUCUGUCAUCCCUCUGCCAUCAGCAGGGCAGGGAGAGAGAAUCUGAAAGAAAGCAUAUGGGUUGGAACAGGRACAGGGUAACAUCUGUUACCAUCACAGGCACAGGAGACUCAUGUUAGGGAAAUCAUUGUCAAACACAGGAGAGUAAUGAGGAAUUAGUACAUCUAAAUAGAAGUCUGACAGUGCUUUUCCCACACCUCUCCCUUCUUUCCAGGCUCAAACCUACUCCUGACUUUUCUGCCUCCUUUGUUUCCUCUGCUGACCUUUGUAUCUACAUGGUUAUCUCUCACAGAUUCUUACUCCUUUCUUUUGGAUGCUGCUGUGCAGCAAUUCUUCCCCUUUCUAAAAUACAGUUCUUCCAGAGCUGCUGCUGCUGCUGUUGCUGAUGGGCUCAGUCUUGGCUCAGAAAAUGAAAAUCUCCUCCUCCCCACCAUACCCCUUGCCUGUUGAAAGCAGAUCCAACCUGUGUGGCUURUGCUCCAGCAGGAAGAGGGCCAUACAGGAGCCCAGCCAUGCUCGGGUAACUUUGUGAACUGCAAAGCAACUUAGCAUCAUUUUGUCCUUCAAAGUAUGGCAGAGUAGACAGCCCAAAAUAUAUCAGCAUCCCUAAAUAUACCUGCAGCGAGAGAGUGUAUGGGCCAAAGAUGUACAGGGGGAGGAGCUCAGAUUAGAACUAGAAUAACCUACUUGAUUUGGCAUUGAUUACACAAGUGAUUUGCCUUCAGAACAGCACUGCGCCAGCAUGAUUGGCUUAAAAUAGCCCAAAAGGGCUUCAGGACAGUUCCCUGGUGCAGAGCCCUGUGCAUUUACAGUUCCAAGGACUGCAGUGGUUGAGCAAGCUUGCCACAGUGUCUGAGCAGGCUUGUCACAGUGGCUGAGAGCUGGAGGAGUUGCACAAGGGAUGGGUGAGAGGUUCAAGCCCAAGUGCACCUGCACAAGUUCAGGCCUGUCCACACCAUCCCAAAAGGUCCUGCCAAUUCUCUGCUGGAAGCUGCAUCCAGCAUGGCCUGUGGGCUGCCUUGCUGCCCCUGCACAGCGAGGCCUCAUCUGUCAGCAGAUUAUCUGACCCUCUGGGGAUAAAACGUGAACGCCUGUGAAACACUAUCUUAGGCACUUGCUGCAUCACAACAGUCUUUUCUCYACAGGAUUCUUCAAAAACAGAUGAGUCAGAGAACUAGUAAUUAGCCUGCAGCAUUCAAAAUACUCCUGAAACAAUAUUCCUUCAUGAUGCUUCAUCAUGACUCAAAAAAUCAGUAGCAUUUUUUUGCAAGGGGCUGGAGUCUUCCCCUCCUCCCUCGAGUGUCCCAGCAUCUCCUGCUCAAAGGUGUGAUCCUGGGCAGAUAAGGUAAGAAAAAUACUGAUAUGAAAAGGCAUUAGUGUCUUUGAGGCCUAGGCACCAGUUUAACAGCCUAAAUCCUGGUAUUUACCUUAAGAUGGCAUUUGCUUUUGUGGGGAGUUGCAGGCAGUGCUGAGAUUGUUUGGGAGUGCCUGUGUUGAUUUAUUUGUUUUUUUUUUUUUUUUUUACUGGAUUAAACCCUUGAGGCAGCACUCUGCAUUAAGGCUGCAUUCCAGAUUAGGAAUCCCAUAGUAAUUUCUUAACAUAAAUGUUUUAACACUUGACCACUAGACUAAACAGAAUACGCUGCACUAAAAAGGAAAUGCUU